Messenger RNA from Scedosporium apiospermum, 1515 nucleotides. RefSeq names its product Serine/threonine-protein kinase hal4. Gene Ontology annotation, molecular function: ATP binding; protein serine/threonine kinase activity. Gene Ontology annotation, biological process: protein phosphorylation; intracellular monoatomic cation homeostasis; intracellular signal transduction. The coding region runs from base 1 to 1515 and encodes 504 amino acids. The record is from RefSeq and is a predicted model, not a curated record. Lineage: Eukaryota; Fungi; Ascomycota; Sordariomycetes; Microascales; Microascaceae. The transcript is spliced from 2 exons.
AUGGCGAAAGAACCGUCACAGCCCUCGUCGAGGACAAGCUCUAAACCGUCAUCGGUCAAGUCCGCCUCCUCACAACAAGAAUCAAUCACUUCCAAGGCGACUACUCUUGUAGCCGCACCGAACGGCAAGCCUGUUAACGGCAUCUCUCCAGCCCCGUCUCCCGGAGUUGAUAACAAGCCUCUCGAGAAGACCCCCUCGGUGAAGGACAGGAUAACGCGCAUGUUCAUGACAACACAUAGCUCGGCUUCCACUUCUAAAAACCCUAGUGGAGUCUCCACUCCCGCCUCUGGCCCGACCCGUAAACCGACGCUCAACGAAAGGGCCCCCACUCCAGCGGUACCUGCCUCCUCCGCCGCGUCCGCAGCCGGCUCGACACCAGCGUAUCGCCCGAGCCCAAAACCCAAAGAACCCCCUCAACGCUUUACGAUAGUCCCUGACGCUCCAGGCGGACACGAGCACUACCUGAAAAAUAGUAGAAGACAGGAGAAGCUGUCCGACCUCUGGAGAAGUUUGAUCGGCAAGAAGCCGGAGAGCGAACUCUCGCUGGUCACCACGUGGAUGGACACAUAUCAAGACGGCAAGGACAUAGUACCCGGCGCCGUUGCACCUGAGAAGAAGCUCAACCCCCACACGACGCAGACGCUGUUAGAAAAAUACGGCAAAUGCCAAGAGAUCAUCGGACGCGGCGCUUUCGGUGUGGUGCGUAUUUCGCACAAGAAACUCGAGAACGGCGCGGGCGAGAAGCUGUUCGCAGUCAAGGAGUUCCGCCGACGGCCCGAGGAAUCCGAACGGAAGUACAAUAAGAGGUUGACAUCCGAGUUCUGCAUCUCCUCGUCUCUCCGCCACCCCAACGUCAUUCACACCCUCGACUUGCUCAAGGACGCGAAGGGUGAUUAUUGCGAGGUGAUGGAGUUUUGCGCCGGUGGUGACCUACACUCCCUCGUUGUCUCGGCCGUGAAGCUCGAGGCCCAGGAAGCAGAUUGCUUUUUCAAACAGUUGAUGCGCGGCGUGAACUACCUCCAUGAGAUGGGCGUGGCUCACCGAGACCUCAAACCCGAGAACCUUCUUCUCACAACCCACGGCGCCCUCAAAAUUACGGAUUUCGGGAACGGCGAAUGCUUCCGAAUGGCGUGGGAAACGGAUGCUCACAUGGUUUCGGGUCUCUGCGGCUCUGCGCCUUACAUCGCACCUGAGGAAUACACAGAUAAGGAGUUCGACCCCCGCGCUGUCGAUGUUUGGGCAUGCGGUGUGAUCUACAUGGCCAUGAGAACUGGACGACACCUUUGGCAUGUGGCGAAGAAGGACGAGGACGAAUUUUAUGCCCGAUAUCUUGAAGGUCGCCGGGAUGAGGAGGGAUACCAGCCGAUUGAAUCUCUUCAUAGGGCUCGCUGUCGAAACGUCAUCUACUCGAUCCUAGAUCCAAACCCUAAGAGACGACUUGCCGCGUCGCAGGUCCUCAAGUCGGAAUGGGGUCGAGAAAUAAAAGUCUGCAAGGCGGGCGAGGAAGGUAUAUAA